AUGCACGACCCGGGGAAGUGUCCCAUGGAGGAGUUCUACAACAUGAUCCGUCAGUGGUACGUCCCGAAUAAGCAUGCGGGGAUGCUACCAGAGAAGGCCGAGAAGAUGUUAAACUAG
Peronospora matthiolae is the source of this 117-nucleotide messenger RNA. Lineage: Eukaryota; Oomycota; Peronosporomycetes; Peronosporales; Peronosporaceae. The record is from the annotation of a GenBank genome assembly.